Messenger RNA from Haliotis rubra (blacklip abalone), 918 nucleotides. RefSeq lists its product as uncharacterized. The record is from RefSeq and is a predicted model, not a curated record. Lineage: Eukaryota; Metazoa; Mollusca; Gastropoda; Lepetellida; Haliotidae. The transcript has 5 exons. The coding region runs from base 231 to 812 and encodes 193 amino acids.
UGCAUGCGUUCCGUGGGGAAGGUUGAUCCGAAGGGCUGUUUUUUGGCUGGAGUGGUAGUGUUCCCGCUUGUCAGGAUGAGGAUGUUUAGGUCUUAUAAAGACCCGUAAGCACCAUGGUCUCGACAUUCUGUGUUCAGUCCACAACGACAGCGACAGUCCACAACGACAGCGACAGCGACAACGCUAUCUGCAGGGACGGGACGAUUUGUGUUGGUGUGUAGGACAUCAAGAUGUUUCGCGUGCUUGUUUCACUCGUUGUGACAACGCUCGCUCUUGGCACGAAAACUUCUGGCAAAAGGUGCGCAUGCGCAUCAGUCGACACUGAAAUAGAGGUGAAAUACGGAUCAAAGGAAGACAACUUUGGUUUACUGCAAUCGCCGAAUUGUCUCCCUUAUCAUGGCAAGCAGGAAGCCCUCAUUGACGGCAGGAUUUACGCCAACGUGUCCUACUACGGCGAGCGGGCUUGGGUUUUAACUUCGGACGUCUACAUCAAAGACUGUUACGAUACAUUCGAUUGUGUCUGUGUGAAAGAGGACGUAGAUGUGCAUGAAACACAUGACACGAAUGGUGUCCCCUUGACGACCUUGACCUCUGGCCAGUGCAGAAGAAUUCGGGGAGAUGUUUUCAAGUGCAGUAACGGAACUUUCGUUCCUGUUCAACACGGUGAUAAGAUUGGUUGGAUCAGGAAGGGGGAGAUAACUUUCCAUAAGGAAUGUCUUCCCGACACCCAGCUGCCCGGAUGUCCAGUCAUCAUCACCCGUUCGGAGUGGGGGGCACGCCCUGCUCGCCUGGGGGGUGGGGACUCUGGUUGAAGUUCCUCAGUACGCCAUCAUCCACCAUGGAGGUUCUGCCGGCUGCAGCACGAAGGAAGACUGUGUCAGAAUUAUGCAGAGCUAUCAGAAUUUCCAUCUGGAUGGG